Molecule: messenger RNA, 6716 nt
Organism: Globicephala melas (long-finned pilot whale)
Lineage: Eukaryota; Metazoa; Chordata; Mammalia; Artiodactyla; Delphinidae
Gene: MLEC
Product: malectin
Cellular component (GO): membrane
Molecular function (GO): carbohydrate binding
Source: RefSeq, a predicted model, not a curated record
CCGCAUUGAACCGCCGCUUCAACCCAACUCUGCGCGCGCUCCCUCACGUGCCUUGGUGGUUGGGCCAGCUCCUGGGAGUAGCCACGCCUUUUCCCGCGCCUGGCAGGCAAUGGGCGGGCGCCUCCCGGCGGGGUGGUGGGUAGUUAAUGAGGGCCGGGUGCUGAUUGGCUGCAGGGUCGUGGCCGGGGCUGGGAGGUGGGGUAGGUUGUUCCUGAGGUGGGAGGUGGCACCCGUGGCUGAGAAGUAGGCCUGAGAGCGACAUGUCUCCGGCGGCUGAGGCACAGCGGCCCGUGGCGCUGUUUUUCUGAGUCCGGGGCGGCCUGGCGGGGCUGAGGACAAGGCUCGGCGGAGGCUGCCCCCCGCUGUGGAGGCCGCCAUGCUGGGCGCCCGGGCGGUUGAGGGAGCCGCCGUGGCGCUCCUGCGGCUGCUGCUGCUGCUGCUGCUGCUGCUGCCGGCGCUCCGGGGACCGGGGCUCGGCGUGGUGGGCUCGGCUGGGGCCGGGCUGCCCGAGAGCGUGAUUUGGGCCGUCAACGCCGGCGGAGAGGCGCAUGUGGACGUGCACGGCAUCCACUUUCGCAAGGACCCUUUGGAAGGCCGGGUGGGCCGAGCCUCUGACUAUGGCAUGAAACUGCCAAUUCUGCGUUCCAACCCCGAAGACCAGAUCCUGUAUCAAACAGAGCGGUACAAUGAGGAGACCUUUGGCUACGAAGUGCCCAUCAAGGAGGAGGGGGACUAUGUACUGGUGUUGAAAUUUGCCGAGGUCUACUUUGCACAGUCCCAGCAGAAGGUAUUUGAUGUGCGAUUGAAUGGCCAUGUUGUGGUGAAGGACUUGGAUAUCUUUGAUCGCGUUGGACACAGUACAGCUCAUGAUGAAAUCAUCCCGAUGAGCAUCAGAAAGGGGAAGCUGAGUGUCCAGGGGGAGGUGUCCACCUUCACAGGGAAACUCUACAUCGAGUUUGUCAAGGGAUACUAUGACAAUCCCAAAGUCUGUGCACUCUACAUCAUGGCUGGGACAGUGGACGAUGUACCAAAGCUGCAGCCUCAUCCAGGACUGGAGAAGAAAGAAGAGGAGGAGGAGGAGGAAGAAUACGAUGAAGGGUCUAAUCUCAAAAGACAGACCAAUAAGAACCGGGUGCAGUCGGGCCCCCGCACGCCCAACCCCUAUGCCUCGGACAACAGCAGCCUCAUGUUUCCCAUCCUGGUGGCCUUCGGAGUCUUCAUUCCAACCCUCUUCUGCCUCUGCCGAUUGUGAGAACAAAUCACCAUCCUGAACAGGUGGAGGGGUGUGGGAAAGAAACCAAACAUGUUGGUUUGGGUUUCUGUAUUUUUUACAGUGAUUAACAAAAACAAACAAAUGAAACACACACACACACACACACACACACACACACACACAAUUAAAGGAGAUGAAAAGAGGCGGAGUGAGUAGAGAGCAGCCCUCAUCCACCACCUGGUCCUAGACCUGCUCCAGUCCUAGUUCUCUCUUUGUGGUGGCCCCCAGCCGUCUCUUUCCUCUCCAGGGUACAGAGGGUAAACUGGAUCCUACCUGGUCCAGGGUGUUCGUCCGUAAACACAGUGGAAAGGACUCUGAACUCAGAGCAGACACGGUUCCUUUUUUUAGGUUAGAAAUUAACAGCAGGGAAAUGUCAUCUUCUUACCUGAGAAGACUAGCGCUGGGAGUUGGGUAUGUUCUGAAGUUAUGUCCAGAUAAGUUUUCAGAUGUCCUGGGAUUCAAAGUGUGUGUGUGUGUGUGUGUGUGUGUGUGUGUGUGUGUGUGUGAAGGUGUACAAUUUGUAUGAUAAAGAUGAAAACGGAAGGGGGAUUAAAAAGAAGAAAGAAAAGUAGAUACUUCCUUACUUGGAAGCCUUUCUGGUUUUAGCCCAAUGAUGGUUCCACCUUAAGUGUUUGAGCUUUGUCAUUGCUUGUCUCCCUGACAUGUGCCAGUUAGAGAACUGUCUGGUAUCCGAGACGAUUAGUUUAUAUCAGGUCCUCAAGUUGCCUCUGACUUCUUACCACAAACGAAUCAUUUUGAUUUCAGUGCCUGUUGGGGACUUGAUUUCCUCUCUCUCUCUCUUUUUUUCUGAACCUGGCUCAUUUGAAAUCUCUCUCUCAACCAUCCCGCUAAGUUAUUGCCAAGAAGGGAAGGAGACAUAGGGAUUUGGGGUUCCCUCUGCUUGAAUGUCUUAUCCUCUACCACCUCACCUUACUGGUACCUCCCUCCCUGGAUCUCUGAGCCAGCAGCCAGGAGGACCUGACCCAGCAGUUCUUUUAUUGGCCCCUUUGUAGGGUCUUGCUGCCAGGGGACAGGGAUGCUUUCCAGCCUGCAGCAACAGAACACUUGACCUUAAAAGUCUCUUCUGGUCUUUGGAUCAGAAAAGGCUUAUGUUAGCGUAACUUAAGAGCAACCUCGGAGACUUGAGCCCUACUAAGUGACUGACCACUGUUGAGAGUAUCUAGUACCUGAUGUUCAUUUAUUUCCACAUCCUUCCAUGUCACGGUUCAACCAGUUUUGGUUUAAGCCUAGAGCUGCCCCAAGGAGCUAGACUGAUUGUCUGUAUCUGGCCCAGUGACGCCUCUCACUGACCUUAAUAGCGUGCCCUUUUUGUCCUUUCAUUUCCUUGUCCAAGUCUCAGCCAGGUUCUUGAUGUGACGGGGCUGAAAGAUUGCCAGUCAGCCAUAGUCCUGGCAGCUCUGAAGCCACCCUUAGCCUCUAAGUGUUUGCCUUGAAUUCCACGGGAAAAUUUCUGCAGGAAGUGAGGCUUCCUUGUUCCUCUCCUUUCUGGUCCCUGUCAUCCUUUUCCCAGUUAGGGGAGCAAUGAGGGAGGACCCAGCCAAGCUACAAGGAAUUUUGUGGAUGGAAAGCCACAGGAUUAGCUUAUGCUUGGGCUGGAGCAGCAUAGAAUCUCAGGCCAGGCUCAUCCUUUUACAAUGCGUUUAAUUUUGAGUUUGUCUCUUUGGAUAUGUUUUCCAAGAGCUCCAUAUAUUUGAACUGCUCAUUAUGUGACAAAGUAAGUAGCCCUUGGGCUCAUGUCCUGGGUUUUGGUUCUUAAUGAGUUACUCCAAGUCAGCAUUUAGUCCUUUGAGAGUCGUAGCCCUUUAUUUCAGCUGUGACUUAGGCCUCGAUACUUGGGUACUGAGUCAGGCAGCUGGACAGCUGCGGCCUGAAACUAUAAUCAGAGGAACACUUCUGGAGUGCUUCAUGAAGCUCCUGCGUUACAGGAUGAUGUCCUGAAGCCUUGGUCCUGGGACCACCUGCCUGGGGCAGUGGACAUCCUGACUAUUAAUUGGGCUUCUGACAGGGGCUUCGAGUCCCAUUCCGUCACAGCUCUCCAAAGCCGUAGGCUACUGCCAGUAGAGUAAACAGGAUGCGGGAGGACUUGCUGCCUCCAUUUUGCCUUGUUCAUUAGUUUGCCUGGGUCUCUCUGAGGAAGGAGGGCUCCCCGCCUCCUCACCUCAACCCUUCCCUUCGGUGACUCAGAGUCUCAGAAGGAAACCCUGGUUCCUGGGGCCAUUUCCUAACGGUACUGUAAGCCAAGCAGCUUUGCUUCUGCCUCUGUUUCCAAGCCCACCCUUUCCCCCUGAGCUCAGGGAUAGGGACGGGCACUUUCCUCUUUGGUUGUGCCUGAAAGGAAGGAACAUCUUUCUGUGGCUCACAAAAACUAAAGGGGAAGUGAGGAAACAGGAAGAAGUAUGGGGGGGGGGGGCUGGGGUAGAGUCCCCUGGAGCCAAGCACACCCAGAUCACAGAGCUGCCCAGGGCUGGUUACGGUUGGCUUGUGAUGCUGAACUUGAAAGUUUUUGGUUUUUUUUUUGGCUGUUUCAAGAUGAUAUAGGUACAUGAAGUUUGGGUUAAAGGGGUGGGGAUGGGGUACUCUUUAUUUUUAUUUUUGUAUUGUGUAUGUCAAGAAUCACUCUGUUGUUCAUCUUUUGCUUUUUGCACUGUUUGUCCCCACGUCUGUAUCCUGAGCUGGUGCUAGGGGCUGAGAGGCUGCGCUGUAGGGGAGUCUGGGUGGGGUUGGGGAGGUGAGAAGUCACGCCCAUUAGGCAUGGGGAAGGAGAGGCCUGGGCUCUUCUACUGGAUCCAUGCUUGUCCUAGGGUUUUAGAUCUUCCUGAGCCCAGCUGGCCAAAGCCAAGAGCAGAUAGCCAAGGUGAAACUCUUGUUGCCAGAAGUGUGGCUUGGGUUCAGUUUCCGGGUGGACUGGGCAAAGAUGUCUGAGGGAGGUGGGCUGAGAGUCUGCAGUGUAGCCCUGAUUUGGGUCAGGGACCAACUGGCCUCUAAACAGACUUUUUGGGGGCUUCACUCAUUGCUGACGGGAACAUCAUGCCAGGAAACAACCUUUGGGACCCAUGUCCCCUAAACCAGAUACAUUUUUCUAAAAAAGCCUCCACUAUUGAGGAGAAGCUGCUCAGUGUUUACCUUGCAUUCUGGUGACUUGAAAGGUGGUUCUUUUUGUGUCAGUGGUGUCAGAUUGCAGGAGGACCACAGGGCCUGCAGGCCCACCUGUUGGUUUGAGAGUGUGAUCUUGUUUUCUUGUUCCCACUGUUUGCCUAAGAGAUACUGGCCUGAAAUUGGAGGAUCACAGUAGAGGUCACUUAGGCUUGGAAGAGAUGGGGUGAAGUUUGAGUUAAGUUUACCGCCCCCUUUCUUUGCCUGGGAACUGUUUAAUCCAGUUUUAGAAUUGUGAUUUGACUUCUUUUCUUUUUGGAGAAGCUUCUGUUUUAAGGAAUUUCUCUUCCUCCAUAUCAUGCCUCUGCCCUCUCCUGGGAAGGCCUGGCCAUGGCUUCUAAAAUCUCAGUUGAACUUCAGAAAACAGCAGCAGUAUUUUCCCUUUCCUAGCACUUAUAUUCCUUUCCCUAGAAAUUGGCUCACCUUGGGAAGCACAGGGGGAGAAUCAGCAGGUUCUUGACCCUCCCAGGGGAUUGGGGAAGGACCCACCCGGUCAGCACAGUGCCUUGUCCUCUCCUGCUCUGAGCCAGGGUGGGCGUUCCCUCUAGAUUCAGGUCUGGGCAGGGGGUCUCACAGUCCCUUCCUCCCCCUCCCCUUUGCUGUCUGGCUCUGACCUAAUUCAGGUGUCUUCUUGCCUCGAGGAGCCUUAAUGGCAUCAAGUGGCAACAUUAAUACUGUCCUCCAUGCCUCUCCAAAAGGACCUAGAAGAGCAGGUGAGCUUUCCAGAGUGAGAGACGAAUAGAUGCUCCUGUUUUCAAAAAACAAGUUGGGGAGGGAGGGUAAGCUUUGGGCCUCCAUCCACUGUGGCCCCUGGGGAAGGAGCCUGGGGCGAGGCUAAGUGCUGGUGCAGAAGCAGAACCAGAAACACCCAGGAUCAGUUCAGAAACCAGAGAAGAAAUCUGCUUUCUUCUAUGGGAAGAUGUAAUUAGGGAUCAAAUGCUCUAAGAAAAUUGCAAAGAAGCCUUCAUGUUCAAGCUUAGGAGAGAUCAGAGUAAUUUUUCCCUUUCAGUCUGAGCUAGGACUCUCUGUAUUUAUAUCUCUCCUGGGGCAAGAGGGCUAGAUUUCCUCAUUUUGUUACAAGACUAGGUUGGCACCAGUGGGUCCGCUUCCCAGCGAGGGCGGUUUCUUCCCUGUACAUGGGUGGCUUGCUGCCGCUGAUUUGUCCUUGCCCAGCUGCAUUUGGCAAGCUGGCUGUAGGCUGCCAAAUCAUUUGGAUAAGGGCAGAUGAUUUGGGGCCUGGCUGGGUUGGCAGGAAAAGAGCAGGAUGGAUCUCUUGGGACGGGUUCCCCCCUCCCCACCCCCCAGGAGUAUAAAAACAAGGAGCCAGGAUUGUGCUGGCAGCCUGGGAAACAGUAGUGCCUGCUGGAGUUGGCACAGAGGGCCCUGGCACCUCUCGCAUCCAGGCAGUCUUGUGAGAGGGGAGCACGUAGCACCAGGAAAAGCAGAACUCCAUUCUCACCUCUAUUCUGAGCUUCGGGGCUUUAUUUCAGUACGAGGAAAAACAACAACAAUCUGAAGUGCGCUUUCCGUCCUUUCAAAGGACAACUGUCGGGAAAGGAGGGCUGAGUUGCCAGGUGGGAGGGGAGAGUUGGCAGGGAGAGGCAUUAUGGCAGAACCAGGAAUGAGACAUCCUUGACUCCUGUCUUCCCUGGUGUGUCAUGAUCCAGGGAAUGAAGAGAAAUUUGACCCUGGAUUAGUUCCCUCCUUGGAUUUUCCUUCCACCAAAUUCUCCCACGCUUGGACCAGCUGCCCAUUCACAGCUCAGGGCAGCCUCUUCAACCACUACUGGCCUAACCUGGCUCGUCAGGAAACCAACCCCACCCCUCUAGAUCGGGCCUGGCUGCUCUAUUCUGUACCCAAGUACUGGACGAUAGUGUCAAGUUCUUAGUAGCCCCUGUAGCUCCAACUCUAGAUUCCCAUCCUCUCCCUGCAGAGGCCAAACCUACUCUCUGUCUGUAGCCACAACACGCAUUUCCAGCGACACAGUGAGAUGUGAUUGAGGGGCUUUGAACCUGGCUGGCCCGGGAAAGCUGUAGGGGUGGAUAGAGCUCUUUCCUUCUGGGCUGUCUCCAUCUGUCCCUACCCCUUCCAUGCCCCACCCUACUCCCACCAAAAAGUAAAAAAAUCAGGAUGUUUUUCACUGUCCAUUGCUUUGUGUUUUAAUAAACAAUUUGCAGUGACACUCUGUGUUGGGAUUGAGUUUGAACUUGAUUGCAAAGAAGUGACGUGAUGGGGUGGGAAGAGGGAAACCCAGGGGUUCUCUUGGCUG